GACGCAACGCGGCGAAUCUACGGCGCGCCACUUGUGACCAAGAUCACCACAAGCGGAGGCGGACGGCUCCCCCCAUGCGGUACUAAACCAAAUGAUCUACAAUUUUGUUGACGAAAGUUGACAAUAUCCAUGUUAAAAAUGGAUGAAGAAGAUAAUCAGAAGAGAGAUGACGCUGACGAGAUUUUACAAAAUAAGCUGAGAAUAGACUCCCUGAGAAAUGCAUCAGGAGACAACACUGAAUGUGACUCUUUGUCUCAGCAGGGAACAAGGCUCAUAUCAGAUGAAGCUUUCAGGAACCUUGAAAAGAAAAGGAAAGAGAGUGGCACAAACAAAAGGCCAUUGUCAGGAUCGCCAAACUUGGACACUGCUGAAGCAGAAAGACCUGAAAAUAUCUCCAGAAAGAGAAAGCUGAUGUCUUCUACUGAUGAGAAAGACAGUGACAGGAAGUUGCACAAAGUUCUAGCUGAAGAAGAAGGUAGCAUAGAAGCUGGAGCUGUAAAAAUUGAAGGACUCGCUGGCUGUCAUGAUGAUAAUGUAUGUAAUUCAAAUUUCAUGUGCCCACAUUGUGAUUUCAAGUGUGCUGAUGGUGCCAUACUGAAAAUUCACAAGGAAACUAAACAUUCACAAGAGGUUUCAGCUGCUGUUCCUGAAACGUUACCUUCUUCAGAAGAAAUCAGUGUUGACUGUAGAGUUGAAAACAUGGACAAAGAUAUUAAAGGCAAAACACAUGAUCAGUUUUUACCAUCCUGCUCUGAUUUAGAAAAUCAUAUGCAAGAAAGUCACUGUCAACAAUCCAAAGAGCAAAGAUGCCCUCGCUGUAGUUGCACAACUAAAUGUAAUUCAGCAUUACAUACGCAUGCUAAGCAAGAUCAUGAGAAAUCCAAGAUAUUUUGUUGUGAUCUUUGUGGUUUUCAGAGUGCUGAGGAAAAUCUCCUAAAUUCUCAUCUCCUCAGCAAGACGCACCUUCGACGCCAAAAUCUUGCUGCACGGGGAGGAUUUGUACAAAUAUUGACCAAAAAAUCCUUUAAAAAAACACAGUCUACUGCAACCAGAGAGAAGAAUGUGAGAGCAAGACCCGGGAGUAGUAAAUUAAAGGCAAGGACUGCUGAUGCAAAAGAAUUAAAUGUUUGCAGUGCAUUGGAAGACUCAAAUGUAAGCUUGUCUAAACAAAAUGAUGGCACUGAACUUCUUGCUGAAAUGAUACCAUCUACAAAUAUUCCUGAUGAAAAAACAGAUAAGGUGAUGGGAAAGCUGCUUUCUUCCAGUGUAGAAGGAGAUAAUGAAGUUCAUACUGAAAAAUUAGAAGUACCUGGACCUUCAGAUUUCUUGCAGAAUUCAGAAUUCCCUCCAAUUACCAGAAAGCUAGUUAGCAGUUUAAAUGUGACAAAGAGAUUUGAUAGACUGGAACAUAAAAGAAAUAUUGUAUUGCUAAGGGCUCCUUUUGGAGGAAAUAGAUCUUUCAGAUUAAAAAGGCAAGUUAAAAGAAGGUACAAUUUGUUGGGUAAGAGAAGCAAGUCUGAAACUCGAAGAGCAUACGUGAAGCAUAUUUCUAGCACACAGCUUAAACCUAGUGAUUCAAGCCCUACAUCACAUACAGGAUUAGAAACAAAUGAUAAGAGUCAUUGUAAUACUACGUCAGAAAUUCAAGAUCUUACUCAAGGGAAGCCAAAUACUCUUUCUUCUAGCACUACAAAUAUUAAAAAUUCUGAAGUUGAACUUACUGCAGAUCCUAGUGUUCAUCAUACUUGCAUUGACUGUGGUCAUGUUUUUCAGAACAAAGAAAGUUUGGAAAUUCAUGUUGUAAAUUUUCAUACAAAAAGUAUUCAGUUUCUUUGUCAGACAUGUAGUUAUUCCUGUGGAGCCAAGGAAGACUUGCAACAACACUGUCAGAAUACUAAACACCAGAUGGGAAGUUGUAGCUUUAAUUGUCAACUUUGUUCAUUUACCAGCUUGAAUGUGAUAAACUUUCAAAGCCAUAUGACUGAAGUGCAUAAUAUGUCCCAUAGUUGUCCAACUUGUGUUCUUUUUUUUCAAACACAGGAAGAGCUGAUAAAUCAUCAAAAAGAUGAGAAACAUGAUAGUUCAUUAUUUCAACAAGCUACUCCAUUGAGUAACAGUGGUCUGACCUUGCAAGUGGUAAGUUAUUCAGACUCAGUAUCAAAUAGUAGCCAAAAGCUUGCAAAGGAAACUAAAAUAUCAAUGAAAACAAAACCUCUAGACUCUUCCACUGUAAAUCAGAAAAAUGAACUAAAACAUUCUGUUCUGAGUAAAACCCAAUUUCAGUGUAAGAAGUGUUUUUAUAAGACGAGAUCUUCCACAGUUCUUACAAGGCACAUAAAACUCCGACAUGCACAGGGAUAUCACUUUCUCUGCAAAGCAUGUAAUCUUUACUCACUGAGUAAGGAAGGAAUGGAGAAGCAUAUCAAAAGAAGCAAGCACCUUGAAAAUGCUAGGAAAAAUAAUAUUGGACUGCGUUUUGAGGAAUGCAUUGAAAAGGUUUGUGUUGGGGUUGGUGGUAUUAAAACAGUGAUGGAUCCUUCCAUUUCUGGGAAUGAGAAUACAGAGUUUGAUAAAGAAAUUGUACAUGUUCCAUCCUCUACUGCAGAAAACAUAUUGAGAAAUAAGGAGUUUGUUUCAGUUGAUCAAAAAAUUGGUGAAAAUGAAUUGGUUUUAACGAAUGCACCAAAAAGAGGGAGACCCAAAGGCACUAUUUCUAGAACGUGUACCCACUGUGGUCUUUUGGCCUCCAGUGUUACAAAUUUGACUGUUCAUAUCAGGCGAAAGCACAGCCAUCAGUACAGCUAUUUGUGUAAAGUUUGCAAUUACUACACUGUAACCAAAGGAGAUAUGGAACGUCAUUGUGCAACCAAAAAACAUAAAAGUCGUGUGGAAAUAGAAGGACGUGGAAAACAGAACUCAGAGAUCAUUGUUAGCCCUGGAGGAGAAAAUUCCGAAUCUACAAGCAAGAAGGUUAACAGCCCCAUGCCUGCACUGUGUGAACAUGUUGAGGAUGGUAGCCAGACUUUAGAUUUAGGAAAUUCUAUCAUAGACCGUCAAGAAAUUGAGCAAGGAAAUGCUGAGGAAAAUGUUGAAAAUGCUAGCAGGCUGCCAGAUUUGGAGCAUGCUAGGAAUUCGUUAAAUAUAAAACAUGCAUUUCCUGAAUUAGCAAAGGAUGCUCAGGAUGGUGACCCCUGGUUCCAGAGAAGAAUGGUGGGUGCAAAUGACAACAAGUGCAUACACUGUGAUUUCACUGCUCAUUCUUCCUCUUCAUUAGAGUUGCAUGUAAAACGAAAGCAUACAAAACAAUUUGAAUACUACUGCAUGGCUUGUGACUACUAUGCAGUAACUCGCAGAGAGAUGAUUAGGCAUGCGGCAACAGAGAAACAUAAACUUAGAAGAGAAUCUCAGGUUUGUUUGUCUGUGGAGGAAGUAAACACAGCACAUAUCGCUAAAGAAGGCUCUGCUCUGUCCCAAGAGGAGCACCAUCACAGUGCAGGAGAACUGAAAACUGUCUUAGGUGAAAUGAAAUGUGCCAGUGAUGCACCAGAAAGUGAUCGUACAUGUAAAAGCUUAACAGAGUGUAUUUCCUUAGAUGAAAAUGCAUUUCCAGAAAUGCCUAAAGAAAGCGGUUCCCAAAAUACAGUGGAAAGCGUAGUUAAAGAGGAAACUAAAAAUGGAGGAGAAAACAUUUUAUGUGAAGGAUUCCAGGGAGCUCCUCAGAAAGAUAAUGCUGAUGAGCCUGAUGAAGGGAUACCAAUUAAAGAGGCAGGUGCCUGUGAGUUGCAGAAAAGUGGACAUGGUCAGGAGCUGCUCAACUCAGGUGAUUGCCUGGCAGAAAUUGAAAAUAGAUCAGGUGGCACAAACUUAAACUCAGGAAAAGGCAAGGAAAACUUGGACGCAAAUAGAGAAAAACCUGAAGCGGAGGGUAGAAACACAGAUAUUAUUGAAGAAAUAUCACUGAAAGAAGAUAACCCACUUCUGCUAAGUCUUCCAGAAACGAAAAGUGCAGCAUGGCAAUCAAAUUUUGCUGGAAACAUUGGAGAGAUGGUGCAAAAUAUGCAUAGUUUAGAGGGUGACAGAAGUUUCAAAAAGAAUCCUACUGGGGAGGAGGAAGAAGCCCUUAUGGAAGCACAACAUGAAGCAGAAGUAACUAUAAAUAACAGUAUUUGGGAGGCAGAUGGCUCAACAGCUGAGGGCAUGCAAGAAAGUAGUAAUGAGGCUUUAGGAACAGUUACCAGUACUGAUGAUAAACGAAAGGCAAUGCAAAAUUUUGGCAAGUUUGAUUCUUCUAUAGUAAGAUUAAAAAGCGAUCAAGAUGGAGAGCCCAUUGACCAUUCAGAUGAAGGACAGGUGCCAGGUGGAGUGAGAACUGGUGAGUUUGCAGUGAAAGCAGACGCUUCACCAAGUGGUGGGAAAAAGAAGAAGUCAGAAGGCAUUUCCCUUGGGGAACUGACACGUAUUCGCUGCGAUGACUGUGGCUUUCUAGCAGAUGGUUUGAGCGGACUAAAUGUUCACAUAGCCAUGAAACAUCCUUCAAAAGAAAAACAUUUUCAUUGUUUACUCUGUGGAAAGUCAUUUUACACAGAGAGCAAUCUUCAUCAGCACUUGGCCAGUGCUGGGCACAUGCGCAAUGAGCAGGCAAGCGUGGAGGAGCUGCCUGAAGGAGGUGCAACCUUCAAAUGUGUGAAGUGCACGGAGCCCUUUGAUUCAGAGCAGAACUUGUUUCUCCAUAUCAAAGAGCAGCACGAAGAACUGCUGCGGGAAGUGAAUAAGUACAUUGUGGAGGACACUGAGCAAAUAAACAGAGAGAGGGAAGAGAACCAAGGCAACGUCUGCAAGUAUUGUGGGAAGAUGUGUAGAAGUAGCAAUUCCAUGGCCUUCCUAGCUCACAUUCGUACCCAUACAGGAUCAAAGCCAUUCAAGUGCAAGAUAUGCCACUUUGCAACAGCUCAGCUCGGAGAUGCCAGAAACCAUGUCAAGAGGCACCUUGGGAUGAGGGAAUACAAGUGUCAUGUCUGUGGGGUAGCUUUUGUGAUGAAGAAGCAUUUGAAUACUCAUUUACUGGGCAAGCAUGGAGUUGGCACACCCAAAGAAAGGAAAUUCACAUGUCACCUGUGUGACAGGAGCUUCACGGAGAAGUGGGCGCUGAACAACCACAUGAAGCUGCACACCGGGGAGAAGCCAUUUAAGUGCACCUGGCCCACCUGCCACUACUCCUUCCUCACGGCUUCGGCGAUGAAGGACCACAUUAGGACUCACACAGGCGAGAAGUCGUUCCUCUGUGACCUUUGUGGCUUUGCCGGCGGGACACGUCAUGCCCUCACCAAGCAUCGAAGGCAACACACAGGAGAGAAACCAUUCAAGUGUGAUGAGUGCAACUUUGCUUCUACAACACAGUCACAUCUGACACGACACAAGCGUGUCCAUACUGGAGAAAAGCCUUACAGAUGUCCCUGGUGUGACUACAGAUCUAACUGUGCUGAAAACAUCCGUAAACACAUUUUACAUACAGGAAAGCAUGAAGGAGUGAAAAUGUAUAACUGUCCUAAAUGUGACUAUGGAACCAAUAUCCCUGUAGAGUUUCGUAACCACUUGAAAGAACUACACCCAGAUAUUGAAAAUCCUGAUCUGGCGUACCUACAUGCCGAUCAUCAAAUCUGGUUUUGAAAUGUCGUUCUUUGGUAAGAGCUUUAUGCCUGUCUCUUGAUAUUCUAAAACCCAUUUUCUCGAGUUGCUUAUUGAACUUGAAAUUUUGUUUUAAAAAAAAAUAAUAAUAAUCAGAAAUCCAAUGAUAGCUGAUUAUCCACAAUAUUCAUUUCUUUUUUCAUGAAAUGACUGUUAAGACACUGAGAGAUUUUAUAGUUGUUCUAGAACUGAAAUGGAAUAAUUAACAAAUGAAGGAGUCCUGCAGACAAUGUUUUAGUUAUGGUAAUUUGGUUAUAAUGGAAACUAUUCAUAUUAUUGUUAUACAUGCACGAAUCUGAAGAUUCAUCCUCAUGAAUGUGAUAUUAAUGUAACAGUUUUCAUGUCAUGUUGAAGACCAUGAGUUUUUUUUUUAAGUGAGAUUAUUUGGUAAAGAAUAUUUUUCUGAGCCACCCAUUGUGGACUUCUCCUUAUAAUGAGACUAGUACAGAGUAAGCUGAAGAAAUUUUUGGAUAUGCAUUGCAUUUCCAAAUUUCUUGGAUGUUUUUUUUUCUCCCAAUUGAUGCUACUUCUCAACAAUGAGUUUAAAUGAACUUGAUUGCUUUGACAAGUGGAACAAGGGAAUGACCAGUACCUGUGGUAGAAGAUAAAGAGAUCGGUUCUCCAGCUGUUUUCCUCAAUACUUUGUCUGCUUUCAAACAGCAUUGCUCAGUAGUGAUAAUUUUAGUUUGAAGUAAAUGCUCUUGUCUUAUAAGCAUUAUGAUACUGUUAUGAUGCAUUAUUUAUAUCUAUGGAUCAACAUCUCCAUUAUUCCACUAGCGGCAGGAACCAUGGCAUCUCACUGUGUGCAUUGUAGUCUUGUGUGGCUACUAAACUGGCCACAAGGCAAAAAUGUCCUCAGAGAGAAGAGGAGCGGUUUGCUAAUUGUUGCUAAUUGCUAUUGUUUUGAUUGUGUUUAAAGUUAUGCAACGAUAUUGGGUUUUUUUCUGUAUCAUUAUUUGUGUGCUGCAGAAGUAGUUCAUAUUAAAAGCGAACAUGAGAAUGAGUGCUGCUCUGGGAAACCAGAAUAACCCAUUUUGUUCUGCAUUAUUCUUAUAAUGGGCUUGAUCUCUGAGUUUCCUCUAGUACAAAUUAUAUGCAGUGCUGACAUAGUUCAAGGCAAAGAACUUCUGCUUGAAAAUGGUUUCAUUGUAGUCACUUAUGCCGUUACGGAACUGCAUAAGACAUCAAACAGAAAAUUUGGAGCUGUUCUACUAAUUUAGAAUUAGCAGUCAUGAACUAUUUCUCGUGAAUUAAAAAAAAAAAUCAAGGAAGGCAGAUGAAUUUAUUGUAUUCUUUGGUACAUCCAUUCUUUCCUUGAAAGUGAUCAUGUGCUUGUCAAGCAUUCAAAUUAUCCAGCAUGCUCUGUGCAUAUCUGCCACCCUGGGAGCACGCUGGGGUGGAGGACUGCUUAUUCCUUUGGCUCCUGGCAGAAGGAAAAGCAUGAGCCACAUCCCCUUGCUGUGCAGCCCUGUUCUGGGGCCUGCUUGGAAGAAGAGCUCUGUGCCUGUGCUGCCGUGAAAAUUAUAGGUGUCUCUGGGGUUGGGCAUCCACAGAACAAAGAUGAUGAUGAUCGUGUUUUGGCAGUUUGCUGCCUACAUGGUGAUUGAAGGCUUAGUGCUCAUGAAGAGUUACAUAAUUCAUGACCAAAAUGAUAGAUAGGCACUUGAUUAUAGUGUAUGAGUUGCUUCACAGGGAGAAAAUAUCAGACGUUAGCUACUCCUAAUCUAGCUGAGAAAAGCCUAAGAAAAAUAGUUACUGACUGCAUAGUCAGACAAAUUGAAAUGAGAAACAAGGUGCAAACACUUAAAUAUGAGUUUGAUUGAGCUCUGAAAACAACUAGCAGGAGAAAUUUGCCCUGUUCCACUCCUGUGAGCUUUGAGAGAACUGGAUGUCUUCUUGGAAGAUAGCUUUUAGGAAGGCCUGAGGUUGCUGGGCACACUGCAAUACUCAUUUAAGAUAAUUUAAUGGGCUUUGAUGUGCCGGAAUUCAGGCUAUUAUCUAAUGGUCCUUUCUGCUUUUAAAUCUUAAUACAGCCUGUUGAUAAGGGUUCCUUCCACCUGUGCACCUAGAGUGUGUAGGUGCUGGAAUAGUUGAGGACAGAUGUAAAUUCUGCUUUGGAGAUGACAUUUCCAUCAUCAAUACUGAAUUCCUUCUCUCUAAGCCUGAAGUACCCGUGACUGACUGAGAGACAUAUCUGCCUCUCUGAUGUGUAGUUCUAAGUUCUUAAUAAAAUGCAUAGGAACAGAUGUAUUUUAAAGUUUAAGAGGUAUUAGAAGAAUUCCUAGGAAAUUCUGCUCUUCUGUUUGGUAGUUCUCUUGUUUUGUUAUUGGCUUCUGAAAUCUGACAUAAAUGAAAAUGACAGGUCAAUUAAGCAUCUGUUCAGCAAGCCAGGCCUACAUCCUGAUCUUUUUUAGUUCAGGAGAACAGUUUUAGCUCUUUCCAGAGAGCAGUGGAAAAAAAGAAAAGUUUACAGCAAAAUCACUUUUAUUUGCAAGUUUGAAAAAUGUUUUUGUGAACUUUUUUGAAGUUCAGUUUUCAAAAAGCUAUGCCCUCCACACUUUUCUCUUUCAAUUUCUUUACUUUUUGAGAAAGCAAGCUGUACCAGCAAGCUGCAACCUGAUUACAUCAUCAACAAGGGACCAAAUUGUGAUGCUAUCAGUUGUAACAGUUGCAAUAUUCAUGAACGGAAUUCUGAAAGUUCAAAUAGUUAAUCCCAAAUAAAAUUGUGAUCUUUAUCCCACUUGACAGCUACAUUUAUCAAAUUAUUAAGAGAAAAAAUUGAUUGCUAAAAGUUAUGGUGUGAUCUAUUAUGUGAUUUUAUCAAGGUAUAACUGUAUUACCAAGUGGAAACUGCAGACUUAUUCAGAAUGUGAAUUGGACACACAUAAACUGAUAAUAUAGCAAUUAUACCAGUGUUCUAGAGCUUUUCUAUUUUAAAUUUAUUUUUUCCUUUAUCUUUUUACAACCUCUGACUCUUUAGUAGAAAAUAUAAAGUUGGAAACAAAUUAGGAAAAAUAAAAUAAUAGUAUCUGUUUACUGUUAUAUUCUCUGAAUUCAUCAUGCCACAGAAAUAUCAAUUCAGUGAAUGCUAUUUAUGGGUGAAAUAAUGGAAGUACAAAUCAGUUAAGUCCUUGUGCAGACACGUAUUUCAAACAUUAAGUAAAGCCUCCAAAGAACGGAUAAACAAUUUUAUUUGAAAGCGUAUUAAACUUUGUCUUGAUAUAGUUAUGCUCUUAGUCUUUAUCACAGUUUAAAUAAAACAUACUUUAAAUGCUGUAAUUUAAAUCAAUAUUAAAAAUCUGCCAUUGCUGGAUAUAAGCAAAUCAGGUAGGAGCUUUUUCCGUAGGAAUACUGCUUGGGUUGUUAGUCAGAUAAAACAUUAUUUUUGAUAGCUGAUAUACUUAGAAAAAAGAAAAUAGGAAAAGAAAAGCAGCAGCAGCUCUGCUUCAAACAGGUUUGCUCUUGUCAUAGCUAUUAGUGCCAGUCUUUCAAUAGCAUGUCAUGUUGAUUGGCAGAUGCUCCCUUUCCUCUUUUGUGAAGAAUAAUAAUUUUAGUGUGUGCUUGAAAUAAAAACCUAGUAUAAGUGAUUUGCUGUUUGUAAAGGAGAAAGCUAGCUUCCUUGUAACCUAUGUAGAUUAAGUAUUAUUGUGUUUCAGGGAAAAUUAAUUUACUUAAAAAAAAAAAUGGAACGGGAGUCAUUUGAUUAUUUUUAUAUCUGUCUUCUAUUUGAAGGCAUUGUAUGCCUGGAAGAGCUUCCCUAGACACUGUCUCUAUCUGAGUGGUCAUGACCAUGGGGUUGGUACUUUCCAGGUAGCCACUGACAUGAAGAUGUGUUUUUUUUUCUUCCUUGUGUAAUGUGUAGCUUUUGCUACUCCUGUUGAAGGCCUUCAUUAUUCAUUUCAUGGUUCCUUAGCUGCUUUUCCUGUAGAGUCAGCAUUUAGUGCUGCUGAGUGACGUGAAAGAGUGCUGAAGUAUUUUGAUGCAAAUAUUACGUCAUCUAACAUGCAAAAAAAAAAAAAAAAAAAAAAACAUCACUGUUAACAUUAGUAUUACUGCAUUAAGUGAACGCUAUUCUCAAAUGAGAGUGAAGGCAUGAAUCUCACUGAGGAAAAAUAUGCUUGGGAUAUAAUUUUAAGGAAAAGGAAAAUAUUGCCUAGACCAAAGUCUGGAACUUCUCUUACUGCCUCUGAUCAGUGGAAGGAUUGUUUGUCACAUCAUGCACCAUUUUUCUAUCAAAAGAUUUGAUGCUGUGCUGUAGGUUCAUUACACAAGUGUUUUUUGUGAUCUGUAGUACAAAUGAUGCUCAUAGUUGUAAUCUGGCAUCCUGUUAAUGCCUUUCUGCCCACAUCCCCCUGCUCAGAGGCUUUCCCUUUUUUUUAGGAGUACAUCUCAUAGUGUAUCAUCCAGAGAGGUUAUGCUGGAGUCCUAAGAAAUACAGAGCUCUUAAAAAUUGUGUUUAUUAAGACAAGCACAUGAUGUAAGAUGCAACUUGCAGAAGAAAGUGAAAAUCUUUAUUUAUAAUGCAGUAGUUUAUUUUAAUAUUAAUAUAAUGUACUGUGAAUUUAUAUACCCAUAUACACAUAUAUUAUAUAAUAAAUAUCUAUAUAGAGUGUUACAAGCAUCAUCCCUAUUACAAACUAAUUAUUGAGGGACAAGGUUUAGUGGGAAAUAUUGGUGAUAGGUGGAUGGUUGGGCUGGAUGAUCUUAGAGGUCUUCACCGACCUUGGUGAUUCUAUGACUCUUUGAUUACUUGAAGAAUUGAACUAAAGUGUACUUGCAAAGUGUACUUACUGAGAGCAAACUAUAUUUCAGUGUAACGAUAUACCAAAGUUCACUUUGCUUACAUAACACCACCACCUGUUGGCCUUUGUCAAUGUGGCUAUACAUUAUUUACUGGACACUAAAUUUUCUAUUUCGUAUGAGGUGCUACCAACAUCUCAACAACAUGCACUGAAAGAGUGUGCCCCUAAUAAAUCAUUUAAAUGAUUAUUAUUAUAUGCAAGUCUCUUUUGAUUUACUUGCAAGCCAUUGUCUCAAUUUUCUAUUUUUAAUUACAGAAUUGUUUAUCAGACAAAAUUUUGCUACUACACAAAAUGGAAAAAAUAAUACCGAGUAAUUUUGGAAUCAGAAAUGUUUAAAUAUAUGUGGGUAGUGUUAGAUACAGAAGGACUGAAUCAAGAAUUACUUGUGUGCUUUACUAGAUCAAGUCAUUAGUGAGGAGAAGGACGCUCAACAGUAAUUGCUCCAAUGAAUCACAAAUCAUUGGCAUUCCAUGCUGAUUUUUAAAAUUUCUUUUGGGCUUUCUUUUUGUUUGCUUUCAUUGAUCCAACAUAUGCUGCACCGACAUUCCAUUAAUUUCUUGACAUGGCAUCUUGGAUCUUGACCUUUUGCAAGCAAGGAUGCCUUGUCUGUCUGGUACACGUGUUCUUUUGUACUUCUUCUAAUUUCUACUUUACUUCCAAUAGUUCUUCAUAAUUUUUCCCAUCUUUUCAUUUACCAGGUCUUUGGUACCUUUCAAAUGCUAAAUGCUCUCCCAUAUAUCCUUAGUAACCAUGCUGGAUUUUUCUGUCCUUUUUAAUAUUUAGGUUUUAUUGGAUGAAUGUAGAUUGCACCUUCUCUAACUGUGCCUUAAAUAAUUGCCACUUAAGGGAAUUAAGAAGUACAAGGGAAGGAAAAUGCUGACCCAUAGACUAAGCAGAAGGAAAAAACGUUCCCACUGGGUCCAAUUUCCUAAGAAGGACCAUCAGGAUAGUGACUAGGACCUGAAAUUAUGGGCUGAAUGACCUCUAAAAAAUUAUCAAUUCAAAGAGGAGCUUGUCUGUAACUGUUUGCACUAAAGGAAAUGAAGAUAGGUAGAAGUCUCACAGAAGAAAGAUUGCUUCAGUUUCUUGGUGAACAUAGAAGAGCAUGAUAUGAAACUAUCAUGUAAAUACAUUGCAUGCAGACUCUCUAAUUCUUGUAUCAUGUCAAAAAAAAAACCAUGGAGGCAGAUAUCACCUCUCUUAACUCGCGAUGCGUCAACUAGUUGAGAAACCCUGGUUCUAAAUGGGAAGAUAAAUGUACUUCUUCUGAAUUUAAGAUAUUUUAUUCAGGUCUUGCAUUUAUUGGAAAGAGUGCAUGCUCAUCAAUAUCUAAUGUCAAAUAAAUUAGCUGUACAAAAACUGCUACAGAUCUAAUACAGAUGUUUUCCUUCUCUAAGCCAUUGCAGUCUGAAUUUCACAUACUAUUCACUGAUAGUACGAAGUGACCUUAAAGUGAAUGCAAUUUUCAUGUAAAUUGCAUGGGAACCUGAGCAUAAAUAAAAACUUUGGGCUACGGAUGAUACAAAUCACUAGCUGAGCUCCACAGUACUGGGUUAAAGACAUCGCUGUCUCUAUAGAGGCUGGGCUGUGAGAAGUACUAGAGGUGCAAGACACUGGGUGCAAAGCUGCUGAACAGGUUUCUGCACACUGUUUAAGAGGAUUUUUCAGAUACUUGAAGGAUUGAUUACUACUCAAAUGGCAUUUCAGAACCCUAGACUUUUUUUUCAUAAACUGGAAUUUCCUUAUCAAUCAGUGUAUGUUGAAAAUGCACUGAUUGAUUGCUAUAUAGUUGCUAUAUAGUUUUUAGGAAUAUAAUGGCAUUGCAGAGGUGGUCAACAUAUGUAAAACAAAAUGUUAAAAAAAACUACCGUAUGGCACUCUAAGCUAUGUCUCUACCUCUUUUGUGACUUGCCAAAAUGGUACUUUUUAGUCUAAAAAGUAAUAGCUGAUAAAAGUUUUCAGAGCAGUUUGUCAAAGAUUUAGAAGAAUCAGUCCGUUUUGAAGUGAUAGCAUCCAGAGGGAACUUUUGAGAUGAAAUCAUCUAUUGAUGGGAGGGUGGAAAGAAAAAAAAAAAAAGAUAAAACCUUGGUCAUCUAGUUGUC
This is a messenger RNA of Gallus gallus (chicken), 12589 nucleotides long. It is a transcript of the gene ZNF407, whose product is annotated as zinc finger protein 407. Gene Ontology annotation, molecular function: zinc ion binding; nucleic acid binding. Bases 130 to 5667 code for a protein of 1845 amino acids. The record is from RefSeq and is a predicted model, not a curated record. The transcript has 9 exons. Gene Ontology annotation, cellular component: nucleus. Gene Ontology annotation, biological process: regulation of gene expression. NCBI's taxonomy places the organism in Eukaryota, Metazoa, Chordata, Aves, Galliformes, Phasianidae.